Diospyros lotus (date-plum) is the source of this 1335-nucleotide messenger RNA. RefSeq names its product stearoyl-[acyl-carrier-protein] 9-desaturase 6, chloroplastic. Gene Ontology annotation, biological process: fatty acid metabolic process. The transcript is spliced from 2 exons. Lineage: Eukaryota; Viridiplantae; Streptophyta; Magnoliopsida; Ericales; Ebenaceae. Gene Ontology annotation, cellular component: chloroplast stroma. Gene Ontology annotation, molecular function: stearoyl-[ACP] desaturase activity. The record is from RefSeq and is a predicted model, not a curated record. Bases 40 to 1206 code for a protein of 388 amino acids.
AGCAGCCCCAGAGAAGAAAGAAAGAAACAUUAGGUAGCCAUGCGGUGCUCUGCCCUCUCACUCCACCGCCCUUCUGCGUGGCAGCCAUCUGGCCUCCGUCUCCGCCCCCGCCCCCGCCCCCACCUCACUCUUUUCCGCCCGCCGCCGAUAUCCGCCGUGGCACCCUCACCAGUACCGAGGCUCACCCACUCGCUGCCGCCGGAAAAGGCAGAGGUCUUCAAGUCCCUGGAGGGCUGGGCUACCCAAUUUGUCCUCCCCCUCCUCAAGCCCGUGGAGCAGUGCUGGCAGCCCCAGGACUUCUUGCCCGACCCGGCAUUGCCCUCCGACGAGUUUGCCGACGCGGUUUGGGAACUCCGCGACCGGACCUCCGGCCUUCCGGACGAGUACUUCGUGGUGCUGGUCGGCGACAUGAUCACUGAGGAUGCUCUGCCCACUUACCAGACCAUGAUCAACACGCUCGACGGGGUCCGAGAUGAAAGCGGGGCGAGCCAGUGCCCGUGGGCCGUCUGGACCCGCUCCUGGACCGCCGAGGAGAACCGCCACGGCGACCUGCUCCGAUCCUACCUCUACCUCUCGGGUCGGGUCGAUAUGUUGAUGGUUGAGCGGACUGUCCAGUACUUGAUCGGAGCCGGCAUGGAUCCGGGGACAGAGAACAAUCCGUACUUGGGCUUCGUGUACACGUCAUUCCAAGAGCGAGCCACAUUCAUCUCGCACGGCAACACGGCUCGGCUAGCCAUGGAGGGCGGUGAUCCGGUGCUGGGGCGCAUAUGCGGGACCAUCGCGUCGGAUGAGAGGCGCCACGAGAUCGCCUACUCGCGGAUCGUGGAGAAGCUUCUGGAGGUGGACCCCAGCUGCGCCAUGCUGGCUAUCGCCGACAUGAUGAGGAAGAAGAUCACCAUGCCGGCGCAUCUCAUGUACGACGGCCGGGACCCUCACCUCUUCGACCACUUCGCGGCCGUGGCGCAGAGGACGGGGGUCUACACCGCCGACGAUUACGCGGACAUCCUGGAGUUUUUGGUCGGACGGUGGGGAUUGGAGAAGAGGGAGGGGCUGACGGCGGAGGCGAGGAGCGCACAGGAGUUCGUGUGUGGGUUGGCCCCCAGGAUUAGGCGGCUGCAGGAGCGAGCCGAUGAGCGGGCAAGAAAGAUGGGUCCGCGUGGGGUCGGGUUCAGUUGGAUCUUCAACAAGGAAGUGGCACUGCUUUGAGAAUAUAAAAUGAAUCAGGGACUAGAGUGUCUUUUGGCUUUUCUUCUUGUUCUUGUGUUUUUUAAUUCCUUCUUGUCUAGUUUCGGUUUGUACUUAAAAAAAGUAUUUAUUUAUUUAUUUAUUUUUGUC